Colletotrichum graminicola M1.001 is the source of this 2379-nucleotide messenger RNA. RefSeq lists its product as uncharacterized. The transcript is spliced from 6 exons. NCBI's taxonomy places the organism in Eukaryota, Fungi, Ascomycota, Sordariomycetes, Glomerellales, Glomerellaceae. The record is from RefSeq and is a predicted model, not a curated record. Gene Ontology annotation, molecular function: DNA-binding transcription factor activity, RNA polymerase II-specific; zinc ion binding. Gene Ontology annotation, biological process: regulation of DNA-templated transcription. The coding region runs from base 1 to 2379 and encodes 792 amino acids.
AUGCAACCAGAACGCAAGUACAGAAACAUCCUUCCAGGUCCUCCGAAUACUUCCACGAUAUAUCUCACCGACGACAAUGGGGAAGCCGCCUUCGGGGGCUCUGGCGGUCAAGAGGGCUCCAAGCGAAAGCGCCGGGCGACUACUAAAGCAUGCAACAGCUGCCGCGAGAAGAAGAUAGGGUGCAAUGGUCUGCAGCCCUGCAGCCAUUGCAAACGCCGCGGCCUUGUCUGCGAAUAUGCUACCAUCUCCAAAACGGUCCUGAAUUCCAUUCCUCCAGGCAUGAAAUUGCUUGACGAGGCCACGGCAAGGAAUCAAAAAUAUUCGGCUGAGCUGCUCGACCUCCUUCGUUCUGUGCCCGAUGACGAGGCCCGGGACGUCCUUCGGCAAUUACGGGCAGGACGAGAUGUUGGAAACAUCGUCAAUACCCUCCGGGGACAACUGCAUUCCGCCAAUGACGGUCCAUUUCACGGGCUGCUUCACGCGGUUUCUCCUCCCAACCAGACUUCCCUCGAGUUCGAGCUGAUGGUGCGUCACGCCGUUGCCUACUCACCCUGGGCUCCUACUGAACUCCCACACAUGGAUUUCGACUUGGCCAUGAGGAUCGCUCCAAGCGCUGCCUUUGAUUCACCCUCUGCGGGACGUUCGCCAAUGUCAACCGACACCCCGUCUCCUCUCCCUCCCACGGAUUCGGAGUCGCCUUCAGGCGCAGGCAAGACUCGUAUCAUGCCGGCGGCGGAUUCCAGAGACAGUAGCGUCAGUCUCAACUUCAAUGCUCAAAGCAAGCCGGGCAGCAGGGAGGCUUCCAUACCGGAUUUUCCGCCUCUUUGCGACGAGAGGCUGCUCAAUGCGGACGUCCUGGCAUGGACGGGGGUAAAUAUCCCCAUUUUAGCAGCCAGGAGAACCCUUUCUCUAUACCUCGAAACCGACCAUGCGAUCACGGCGCUAUUCGACGUCGAUCUUUUCCUCGCCGACCUGGUUUCUGGAGGAACCCGCUUCUGCUCCAGGCUACUUGUUAGCUCCUUACUCAGCUGGGCUUGUCAGGCUUACACGGCAUAUGAGUUGGAGGCGACGAGUUGGAGUUUUGCUUUCUACGACGAGGCGACACUACUUUUGGAGCACGAGACAGCGAUGGGACUGGCGACUCCCAAUACGGUGGCUGCUUUGCUCUACUUGAGCAUGUCGUCAACCUGCCACGCGAGAAGCGCCACCGAUGCUACCGGAUAUUUGGACCGCGCCAUCGACCUUGCCAAAAGCAUAGGAUUAUUCGGCAUUGCAGACGAGGCUAUGUCUGUGAGGUGGCCAAACGGAGCCUCUGACGUCCUCUGGGAGAAAUCUCUCGGGCAAACAGCCUGGGGAGGUUUCGUUUACAUCACAACACGAUGCGCGCAAAACCAGACAUGCAAGAUAGCCUACCCGCCGAGGAUGCCGAUUCCGGGGGACGCAGACGAUUGCGAAGACGCAAAGUCUCCCAGCGGACCGCACUUCCCAGCCUACAUGGGGACUGCAUUCCCACACGUAUGUAAACUGGCCCUGAUUGCGCACGAGAUGAUAUGGAUGAACUACGGCAACACUUUGCGAGUCGGGGGCUACAGCAUGGUUGAGCACAUGGAGGUGCUGUACAGACGAUAUCUGGAAUGGGCCGACAACCUGCCGCUGGAAAUGGUGAGAAGCGGGGACAGCUCCCAUCACGUUCUGCUUCUGCACAUCUACUUGCACGCAUUUGUGCUCGAUCUAUUCCGCCCUUUGGUUCAAUAUGGCGACGCGAUGCGGAUCCGGCUCGAGUCCUUUACUUCCCAGCAGGCGUCCCCCGAGGCCAUCUGCCUCGCUUCCACCGCUCAGUUGGGGCAGAUCGCCAUCACUUACCUCCAGAAGUGCAGUUCUGCGUCCCACAGCUUCCUCUGGAGCACUGCGCUCCUUUACUUUGCAAACGCCGCCCUUCGAGAACUGGCGCAUGUCACCGAGAACUCGGAGAAGCUGGCCGACUUGCGCGCCUGUAUCCUGGGCUACCAGAGGCUACACAGGCCGUUCCGGCUGUCGCAGGGAAUCGUCCGAAGCCUGCUGUCGAUGGCGCUACGGGAAGGUCUGUUGGAAUCUUCGGAGGCGAGGGCCAUCAUCAAAGACUCGAACGAGAAUGCGAAGCACCACCGGGGCUCGGACGAAGUGCAGGCGCCAUUCGUCGUCGACCUCGAUCUCGCGACGAUGAACCCGACGGCAGCACACGUCGACAGUCUUGCGGCCGAGUUUGAGGAGCUCGCAAUCCUCAACGAAUUCACGGUGGUAACGUCGGGGAGGGAGGCACCAGAGAUCUCGAGCGAGGCUUUCAAUUCCGACGGCGAUGUUCAAGCCGCUGGGCAAGCAGAGGCGAGGGACUCGGUGUGA